Molecule: messenger RNA, 660 nt
Organism: Phanerochaete carnosa HHB-10118-sp
Lineage: Eukaryota; Fungi; Basidiomycota; Agaricomycetes; Polyporales; Phanerochaetaceae
Exons: 1
Source: RefSeq, a predicted model, not a curated record
CAGAGCAUGUGCUCGCCCUUGCUGCACUUCUCAUACAACACCAUCGCUGCCGCUUUGGAGGCAGGCCUGUCCUCACACGUGCUCUCGCUGCACGUUCACAUGUCCCUCGAAGAGUGCUUCGCGCUGCUCACCAUGAGCAGGCCCUGCCUCAUCUUGCCUGUCCUUGCCGGUGCUGGCAUCAGCAUCGCAGCUGUGCAAAGUGAGUCACCGCUGUUCACACUUGUGUGCCUGCUGCGUGCGCUCAGCUUCCCCAAGGGCCAGCCCCUGCCACAGAUGUGCAUGCCCCCCUUCGAAGGCCCACUGCCUGUGUGCUUGUGCUCAGAAGGCCAGCCCCUGCUGCAGAUGCGCAGCCUCUGCACUGCACGUGGACUAUUUUGCCACGCUAAGGCCAGUGAGUGGUCAUGGACAUAGACAUGGACACACUGAGUGUGUAUGGGAAUGGGAAUGGGGGUGGUGGGGGUGGGAGUGGAGGUGGAAGUGGGUUUGGGAGUGGCAUCCCCGAGCCAGUCUUUGAGGAGCAUGCACUGCAGUGCAUGUUCUGCCAGUUGGUGUACGGUAAUGGAGACAGGAGCUUAUGGCUCAGCUUGCUAGUAUCUGCUCAUUGUCAUCACUGACAGCAAGAAUGUUUCUUAGUAGCUAUUAAUAGUAAAGUCAAUUGAA